AUGGAUUUUGACCGACCGAGAAACGUUUCAUUUUUUGACUUUGCCGGUGGAGUUCAACUACUCCAUGGAGAGAACACCAGGUCAGUCCUCCCUGUUAUUCUGAUAGGGUUCUGUUGGACUGGAGUGAUAGGGAACCUAUUGAUACUACUGAGUCUCAUCCACGACCUGAGAAACGGGACAGCAUCCGAAGUCAACGCGCUACUUGCCGGUCUGAGUUCUACAGACCUAUUGAUCAUACUGCUGUGUGCACCUGUGCGCGCAGUGACCUACUACAGACAGACCUGGACCUUGGGAAGCUUGUUGUGCCAAACAGCGGAUUGGUUUCAGCACUCCUGCCUGAUCGCCAAAACGUUCACCCUGGCGGCAACAACCAGGGCAAGAUGUAACUUUGUUUUAAGCUCUUCUGAUAGCAAAUAUUUUAGCCCCGUGCAAAUCUAUGGAGCCCUGGCGUUCAUCUGGAUAGCAUCACUGGUCUCCUCCACCCCUCUUACGAUAUUCACGUCUUUACAGCCAUACCAUGACGUCAAGCUGUGCGUAACUGAAAUACCAUUUUGCGCAUCAGGGUUCAUGGAUGUGUUCUACAAGAUCUACCCAACCCUAACUUACGUGGUGCCCAUUCUCUUUACCGUUGUGCACUACACCAAGACACUACUGGACACGAAGCCAAAGGGGGACCUUGACGUGACCAGUGCUCAACCCCAGAACAAGGGGGCCACUGUGGUGUGGUUAUCUGUCAGUGUGGCCAACGCGCUCAUGCUACUGCCUGAAUGGAGCUCGUGGACUUGGGCUCGGCUGGGAUACAGUAAGAACUAUACACCUCCUGUGGGGUUCGUCAUCUUCUCUCAGGUCCUCAUGUACUCAUGUAGCUCUCUGUCUCCCAUCAUAUUCCUCACCGCAUAUGACGACGUGCGUCAUGGGCUCAACAGUCUGUGGCUUUUCAGAACUUGCAGACGCUCCAGUAUUAGCAUAAGUCCAAAUAUGGAGGAGAACGGAGCAGAGGGAGCCAUUGUCAUCUAUCCGCUAGUGGACUUGAAACAUGCGUCUUUGGAGACGCCAAAGGGGCGCAAUCUGCGCACAGACACUGCAUCCCGGAAGAUCUUUCCUGACUUGGAACACUUUUGGACAGAGCGUGUGAAUACGCACGAUCCACUUCCGUGGGAGUCGCAGGAGGAAAAAUCAUACUUUAAAUCAUGAAUUGAUCUGAGCGGACGGUCAGACAGACGAUUUUGGGA
This is a messenger RNA of Salvelinus fontinalis (brook trout), 1232 nucleotides long. Its product is annotated as G-protein coupled receptor 151. Gene Ontology annotation, cellular component: membrane. Gene Ontology annotation, biological process: G protein-coupled receptor signaling pathway. The coding region runs from base 1 to 1194 and encodes 397 amino acids. The record is from RefSeq and is a predicted model, not a curated record. Gene Ontology annotation, molecular function: G protein-coupled receptor activity. The transcript has a single exon. Lineage: Eukaryota; Metazoa; Chordata; Actinopteri; Salmoniformes; Salmonidae.